This is a messenger RNA of Chara braunii, 789 nucleotides long. Lineage: Eukaryota; Viridiplantae; Streptophyta; Charophyceae; Charales; Characeae. The record is from the annotation of a GenBank genome assembly.
GGAUACACAGCUUGUGGAAUCAUCUGAGUGUAGUUGGGGAUAGUUGAGGUGAUAGUGGAGGUGGAUAAGAGGGGUUUUGAUUGGGGGGGGAUGGUUGAUGACAGUGUGGCGGAGGGGGUUUUCGCCCUGGGCGAGAGGGGAGGUGGAGUGGCCACGGUGGAGGUAGUGGUGGAUGAAGUUGGCGGUGAUGUUGAUGUGGAGGUUGAAGCGGAGGCUUGUCCGGAGGAGGGGGUGGUUUGGGGUAUGGAGGAGGGGGGUAUGGUCGUGGUGAGGACCGUGAUGGUGGGGGUGUUUCCCUCGAGCUUGGUGAUGCGGUCGCAUAUGGCCGACAGGUUGGCCUUUAUGUCCUCCAGAGAGGUGGUGACGGAGGUUUGGAGGGUGUUGAGUGCGUGGAGGAUGGCGGAGAGGUCGGGGGUGGCGGUGUUUGCCGGUGGUUGUUCGCCUGCGAGGUUGCGGGCGAUGCUAUCGACCGAGUCGGUGCGGAUGUCAUACAUGUUGAUGGAGGAUGCGGUCAUGUCGAGGGAAGAGGGAGUGGAGGAUGCAGCCGAAACGGAUGCGGAGGAUGUCGCAGCAGCGGUGACAGCAUCGGCGGCGUCGGCAUCCGCAGCGGCGCGUUGGGAGUUCUUGGUUUCGCGUGGUGACAUGUGGAGGUGGGGGGGGCAACUCCUAUUUGCAAUAAUAGAGCCUAAAUUAAUUUGAAUUUAUUUGAAAAUGAUUCGCGAGUGUAUUUUUCAAGAAAAUACGAAAGCAAAAUUUUCAGGAAUUUCCAAAUGAAGAAAAGGAAUAAUU